CGUCACCAUGUUUUGAGUUUCAACCACGGCUCCGGCGCGUCCCAAGGCUCCAAAUACCGAUUGUCUACAUGCCAACCCAGAAAAGUAGUCCCUCUGUCAAAGACAACGAUGGAAACCGGAGCCGGUGUCAGCUCGAUGGUCAUGUAUGAGGACGAGUCUAUCGAUGUUCGUUACCGAAACGGAGCCCACUUACAACUGUCGCCGUGUGGCUGUGAAUUCAUGCUGGCGAAACCCUCUGAUCCCUCCGGACAUCCUCUGCAGCCCAUCGGGAGGGUCCGACAAAGGACAAGGUUCACCAUCAGCACGUACAAGGAGUUGAUGGUCGCUGCAUUGACAUUUAGGAAUAAAUACGCUACUCGACCAUACUUGCCGGAGGAGCUCAUCCUCGUUGACCACAAGAAGCCUUUUUUCAGUCUCGACUCUGAAGUGCAGUGGCCCGAGUGGUCUUCUUGUGAUGGGGACCUCGCACCUGGAGUCCAGACUAUCAUCGGGGCGGAGGGGGGGCGAGCUGUGUUGAUGCUGUCGCCCUCAGGUGAAGAAUUCUGCGUUGAGUUUACAUGCAUCCUGAGUCAGACUCCAAAGCAGUGCCGCACCGUGCAGGGUUGCAGCAUAGAAAGCAGCUCAGACAAUCAGCAGCAGCAAGGCAGAAAUCCGAUCCAUCGCACCACGAAUGAGGAGGACAAAGAGCUUUUUCAGGAAAGUGGAAGCAAACGGAACGGGUCCACAAGAUCACGGUCUUGUUCUCCUCAGCUCAUCGGCACCGCUCAGCCAAAGCCAGAGAAGAUGUACCAAUCCACCACAGUGGUCCAGCAUCACUCCUGCUGCGCUGUUGCCCCCAUCUGGCGCUACCCUCUGUCCCUGGCUCGCCGUCUCCGGACGGCUCACCUCUCUAAACCUGAAGAUGUCCGAGUGGAGGGAACCAGUGAUCUCACAAAGGCACAAAGGAUAAUACCAAUUUCUGACAUAUCCACAGAAGAGAGAAGGUCUCACCUUCCUCGGGCGCUGCCUCUCACAUGUCCAUCGCCUCACUGGCACAGGUGGAAAGUUAAAGAGCCACUGGCCAAAACAGAACAUUCAGACCAAGAUCUCCGAACAGAGUUGGUGAAAGUGAUGUGGUGUCAAGGAGUCACUUACAGGAUACUAAGUGGGGCGGUCUCAGUCAUCGAGGUUUCCCCGGGAGACGGAUCAGUCAUCCGCUCAAACAGUGUCCUUAACACUUAUUUUACUCAUUACAAGCCGGAUCCCCUGUCACAGCAGGUGAAAGAGAUGACGUACCAUCUGAACAACCUUCAACCAGAUGUCCCAGGACAGCCGUACUCUGUGCGCUCUAUCGUGAGUCGUGCAAGCAGGAUCCUCACUUGCUACAACGAGGCCAGGCAGUCACUGAAGCUCCCUGCCACACCCAGCUGCUUGCAAGAGGGCAGUGACGUAUCUAAACCAGCAAGGAUAGAAGAAAGUCUGUCCCAUCGGUUAGAGGUUGAGCAGCGUGUGAAUGUCACACAGACGGUAGCCUGCAGGUCAGAUCUAGUAGCUGCAGAACUGGAGAAGAUAAAACGAUUUAACUUUCUGCUGGAAAACAACCACCUGCUAAGAAGUGACAAGGGUUGUGCAAAGCUGGAAGGUAGAUCUGCAGAAGAGGUGACUGAUGAACCAGUGAAUGAGAACUGCAUCGCUGAGGCUCUUCAGAGGACAUCCAAAGCCAUACAGGACAUCGAUGCUCUAAUAUCUGCAGCCUCACUGACUUGAGAGUCCUGCAUUUAUCCAGAAUAUCUGCGUCCUCAAGUGAAGUGCAUGAGUGUUAAUGUAGCUUACUACAUGUCUCAGGUGCAAUAUGGAUAUCAGGGCCAGAAUCCUCCAAUGUAACAGUGUCACCAAAAUGUUGUUAUAAAAUUAUUAAAAUACAAAUUCCUCCACAUGGGAAAGACUUUCUAGUAUUCAAUAUAUAGAGACCGUUAAGUUACUUAAAUGCAAGUACAUUUUGUAAGGGCAGUCUAUGUUUUGAACAAUUAAAUAAUUAAUUUCUAAUCAGAAGGUUGGUGGCUUCGCAAACAUACACAUCACUUAAAACCAGAAUCCAAAAUAUAGUGAUUGUGUACUGAAACAUUUUUUUCAAGGAAUUACUUUGUGAAAUCCUCAUUCAUAGGACGAGUGUAUGUAAUGGUAUGUGUGGUCAUGCUUUCUCUUGACUUUAUAGGAAUAAACUGGAUUUCCACUCAAA
Molecule: messenger RNA, 2218 nt
Organism: Gasterosteus aculeatus aculeatus (three-spined stickleback)
Lineage: Eukaryota; Metazoa; Chordata; Actinopteri; Perciformes; Gasterosteidae
Gene: c13h5orf34
Product: chromosome 13 C5orf34 homolog
Source: RefSeq, a predicted model, not a curated record